GUUUUGUCAUUCGACGGUUUGGGAGGAUACGGAAAAUCUAGUGAGAUUACACAAGUGAAGCCGGAGACUCAGCACACAUCACUGGCCUGCAAUGACGCAAAACUCCGCUAGUAAGCUUCUGAAUGGGGAUUCCUUACACCGGACAAAACAAGACAAGAAAGCGGGUAGAAAUGGGUUCGUGAAGAACCACUGCUUGUUCCAGCAGCAGCAGAAGCGAUACCGCCGCCCGGCGGAGAAGAACCAUCAUGCUUCAUCCACUUCACUUUAUAAAAAGCCAUUUGUGGAGUCGUUUGAGGAGACACCGCUGCUGGUGGCUGUCCUCACUUACAUGGGCUAUGGCAUCCUUACCAUUUUUGGCUAUCUUCGAGAUUUCCUGAGGGACUGGAAGUUUGAGAAGUGUCAUCUGGCCAGAGAGAGAGAAGAACAGAAGGAUUUUGUUCCACUGUACCAGGACUUUGAGAACUUCUACACCAGGAAUCUGUACAUGAGGAUCAGAGACAACUGGAAUAGGCCCAUAUGCAGCGUCCCUGGAGCCAAGAUGGACCUUGUGGAGCGGGUCACACCUGACUACAACUGGACCUUUGAACACACAGGGAAUGUUCUGAAAGAUGUUAUUAAUAUGGGCUCAUAUAACUACCUCGGCUUUGCUGAGAAUACCGGCACAUGCGCUGAUGCUGCCUCUGAGUGCACUGUGAAAUAUGGCGUGGGGGUGAGCAGCACCAGGCAAGAGAUAGGAAAUCUUGACAAGCAUGAGGAGCUGGAGAAGCUGGUGGCCAGGUUUUUAGGGGUUGAGUCAUCCAUGGUGUUUGGAAUGGGCUUUGCUACAAAUUCCAUGAAUAUUCCUGCACUCACGGGAAAAGGCUGUCUGAUUUUAAGUGAUGAGCUCAAUCAUGCAUCUCUGGUCCUGGGUGCCCGUCUCUCUGGCUCUACCAUCCGUGUAUUCAAACACAACAAUAUGCAAAGUCUAGAGAAGUUGCUCCGGGAUGCUAUUGUGCAUGGCCAACCUAGAACCCACCGGCCCUGGAAGAAGAUCCUUAUCGUCGUUGAGGGAAUUUACAGCAUGGAGGGCUCAAUAGUGCGACUUCCUGAGGUCAUUGCCCUAAAGAAAAAAUACAAAGCCUUCCUGUAUCUGGAUGAGGCCCACAGUAUUGGGGCACUAGGACCAAGAGGCAGAGGUGUGGUGGACUAUUUUGGCCUGGAUCCAUCUGACGUUGACAUCAUGAUGGGCACUUUCACCAAGAGCUUUGGUGCUGCUGGAGGAUACAUUGGAGGAAAGAAGGAGCUGAUUGAUUACCUCCGCUUACAUUCUCACAGUGCAGUUUAUGCUACCUCAAUGUCCCCACCCAUCACCCAGCAGAUUAUCACUUCUAUGAAGUCCAUUAUGGGAGAAGAUGGCACCACAUUAGGUCAGGAAAGACUCUGUCAGCUGUCAGAAAACACAACCUACUUUCGCAGGAGAUUACAUGAGAUGGGCUUUAUCAUCUAUGGGAACAAUGACUCCCCUGUUGUACCCUUGAUGCUCUACAUGCCAGCUAAAAUCGGAGCAUUUGGGCGGGAGAUGGUGAAGAGGAACAUUGGGACAGUGGUGGUUGGGUUCCCCGCCACACCCAUCAUUGAGUCCCGAGCACGUUUUUGUGUUUCUGCCGCCCACACCAGAGAGAUGCUCGACACAGCUUUAAACGCCAUCAGUGAAGUUGGAGAUCUACUUCAGCUGAAAUAUUCAAGAAAAAAACGACAUGGGAGUGAAGCAACUGACUGUUUUUCAUAUCUGGAGAGCCACCAGGACUAGCACUUUCUCAUGAUGGACUGACUGUGUCUUUGUUCCACCCCAGAGUUAUUUAUGUGUAACUUAAGCAUCAUUUUCAUGUUGAUUCAUUUCAGUGGACGCUUCAUUGAAGCCCACCGACUGACCAAAUUUCAAGUCUUACCUCUGGGUUCGGUAAACAAUAUUUAUUUCAUCGUGCAAUAUCAACUGUAGUAAACACUUCAUAUCACUGUGUUCAGCUUCAGAAAUGACACAGGAUAAAAGUUAAGUGUCAGGGCUAAUUUAUCCAACCUUCUACAGAGUCUAAAACAAAUUACAGUACGCAAAAUUAUUUUCUGUUAUUUUAUACAAAUAUUAUCAGUGUUUUUGUCUUGUUUUCCAUUAAAAAAUCUUAAAUAAGAUUAAUUUACUCAGGGCUAAGGUUAGAUAACAGUCUUUUUACUCAGUUUGCACAAGCUUUUAAUAAAGUAAAAUUCUUACAAAAUAUAGUAAGAUUUAUGCUUUAAAAAAAACAAUACACCAAUGGAGGACAAUAAACUUGAAGACAUAUAUUGUCUGAGAAGUCUUAUUAUAUUAUAGUUUUACUUUCAAACUUGUCAAACUUUAAAUAAAAUUGAAGGAUAUUUAGAUUUUUAUUAGAAAACAAGACCGAAAUCCUGAUUUUAAAAAUUAUUUAUUUCAGUGUACAUGAAGACAGUAACCCACACACUGGUAUCUUUAUGUGCACUUCUACAGCAAUUCUCAUCUUUUAAUAAGAAAUAAGCUUGAAAAAAAAAAUAAAUAAAUAAAUAAAUAUAUAUAUAUAUAUAUAUAUAUAUAUAUAUAUAUAUAUAAAUAUAAAUAUAUAUAUAUAAAGAGAAAUCUACUUAUGAAGGAGAAAAUUUAUUAUAGUUAAACAGUAAAUAAGAAUGUGACUUCAUAUCCAUAUAAAUGUAUCUAUAAAAAUAUUGGCGCAUAUUUAUUAAUGCACAUCGCAGUGUGUCUGCAUUUACCUUAUCACAUACUAGCUUUAGUGGGUCCGCAAAUCUUCAAAUAUCAGAUUUUUAAUCUUUUCACAGUGCAAAUAUCACUACAUAAGUAAAUUAGUAAUGUCUUAGUGAACUUGUACAGAGGAAUACUGACAACAUUCUCUGUUUUAUUUCAUCAGAGCUUAUGGAAAUGUAUGAUGUUUUCUGUAUUUUAAUUUCUGUUGUGGUACUUUCCAUGAAUAGGGUACAGUUUUGUUUUGUUUUGUUUUUUUUAAGCAAGCACUAGAGGAACAACGCCCGUAUUUCUUGCAAAGAGACAUUUCAGGACAGUUUUUUACUCAAAUUACAAUUGCAUUACCCAAGAUAUUUUUUUUCUUCUUCUUCUGUGUAUUUUAGAGUUUAUUUAAUAUUUAUUGCAAGAAAAUAACAUAAAACAAAUAACACUUGGGUGUUAAAUUGUAUGUAGACAUGUUUUACAAAACCUAAAAAAAAUAGAACAUGAUAAAACUAAAUAUAAUAUAGAGUUUGAUAUCCCUAGGUUCAUAAUAAACAUUUUCAUUUUCGAAUUGCCUUAGCACUGAGCAGCUGUUUAAAAAUGCAUUUUUUAAGAGUUUCGGGACAUAAUAUGUACUCUAUUUGUGGAAGGUGCCUUUAUGUCUUACUUGAAUAUCGGUUGAUGUGCUGACGGUUUGCAUAUUUCACAACUAAGUACACUUAAGUGUAUGAUGUUCUAGCCAGGGCAUUUCACAAAGGCAGAAAUCUUUCAUUGAGCCAACAGAAGGAGACUGAUAUUGUUCAUUCAGCGUUUCAUUCUUCAUAUCUGCUGUUAAUAGACAGCAGUGAAAAAUGUUUGUGUUGUCUUUUGUAUUGUUAUAUAGUUGCUUUUGAUUUGCUCUUUUUAAGUUAAAUUGUUUUUAAGAGCUUGUGUUCUUCUAACAAAAGUGCUAAUACGGGUCACUGAUAUGGUAUGAAGAGCUCUUGUCUGUAUGUAUGUAUGAUGAUGUGGCUUAUGGAUGCCUGUCGGAUGUACUUUAUUUUUUCACCUUAAUGUUUUUGUUUUCCAUUCCCUUUUGUGUUCUUAAGUCUUGUUCUUAAUCGGAAAGGCAGCUCUGAAUAUGCCUCUGAAUGGAGACAUAUGUAAAUGGGACUAUAUGACCUUAGAGCUACUAAUGACUGUUAAGAGAUGCAGAUAUGACGUCGGCUCAUGGGCUUUAAGCAGCCUGUAUAAAUGCAAGUAAUGCCACCGAGCUGCAUUUGACUGUGAUACCAAAGGGCAUUCCACAAUUUUUGUUUGUUUUUGUCUUAUACAUUUUGAGUUGCAAUUGUCAUCAGAUAUACAUGCUAUCAGUUUUGUCACAUUUCUCCAUGCAAGAAACUGAAAAUCAUUGAAUGUCACUGAUCAUUUGUUUCUGAAGAUAAUUAAAUAACUUAUCUUGAACAUU
This is a messenger RNA of Labeo rohita (rohu), 4175 nucleotides long. It is a transcript of the gene sptlc2b, whose product is annotated as serine palmitoyltransferase, long chain base subunit 2b. Gene Ontology annotation, molecular function: pyridoxal phosphate binding; serine C-palmitoyltransferase activity. NCBI's taxonomy places the organism in Eukaryota, Metazoa, Chordata, Actinopteri, Cypriniformes, Cyprinidae. The transcript has 12 exons. Gene Ontology annotation, cellular component: serine palmitoyltransferase complex. The record is from RefSeq and is a predicted model, not a curated record. Bases 92 to 1789 code for a protein of 565 amino acids. Gene Ontology annotation, biological process: ceramide biosynthetic process; sphingosine biosynthetic process.